AUGAGGCGGCUGGAGCAAUUCCCACAAGCGGGCGCGAAUAGUAUCCAUAUCACUGAGCCACUACCGUCUGCCUACGAGAUACAGAACAAGUAUAAUUGGGGAGAUGCGAUCAACACACCUUACUGGCUGCAGACCUACACAGAUUUCAACAUGGACAUGUACAAUGGCUACGCCGAAUGGCUGCAGAAGGUAUCCUGGCUCAACGACCGUAUCGGAGAGCUUUCGCUGGAGACUCUUGGUGGUAUGGUUGUCUCGAACUAG
Messenger RNA from Lecanosticta acicola, 261 nucleotides. The record is from the annotation of a GenBank genome assembly. NCBI's taxonomy places the organism in Eukaryota, Fungi, Ascomycota, Dothideomycetes, Mycosphaerellales, Mycosphaerellaceae.